Molecule: messenger RNA, 297 nt
Organism: Trichomonas vaginalis G3
Lineage: Eukaryota; Parabasalia; Trichomonadida; Trichomonadidae
Exons: 1
Coding region: 1-297 (98 amino acids)
Source: RefSeq, a predicted model, not a curated record
AUGUGCAAAGAAACAGAUAAUGUAGAAAAGACCGAACCUGUUAAAGAGAGAAAAGUUGAAGAAACAAAGGAUGAAGAGCCUCCAAAAGUAGAGAAACCGCAAGAGCAAGCAGAAAAAGAAUUGACAAAAGAUCAAGUUCCACCGCUCGAACCAGCAGUUGUUCAACCAGUCAUUCCGAUUGCAGAUCCUGAUACUAUUAAGCAAAUGGAACAAGAAUAUUAUUCUUAUUCAACAUCAACCGAAUACUAUUCUACAGAUGCUACAACAACAACUACUACGACAGCAACAACCGACUAA